Molecule: messenger RNA, 5193 nt
Organism: Phycodurus eques (leafy seadragon)
Lineage: Eukaryota; Metazoa; Chordata; Actinopteri; Syngnathiformes; Syngnathidae
Gene: relb
Product: v-rel avian reticuloendotheliosis viral oncogene homolog B
Exons: 11
Coding region: 170-1924 (584 amino acids)
Biological process (GO): cellular response to stress; response to cytokine; non-canonical NF-kappaB signal transduction
Cellular component (GO): cytoplasm
Molecular function (GO): RNA polymerase II cis-regulatory region sequence-specific DNA binding; DNA-binding transcription factor activity, RNA polymerase II-specific
Source: RefSeq, a predicted model, not a curated record
GGCACCCCUCACAUGGCUUUGGAGGCGUUCGUGGACACCUGAACACUUUUUGACUCGCGCGGCGGAAGGCUAAAGUUUAAAAAAAAAAAAUAUAUAUAUUUUUUUUUAUAAAUAAAUGGAUUAAAACCACCUCUAGUGGCUGUUUGGAUGUGCUGUCCCGCUUCGAGACAUGGACGUUUUUCGCCGUACUCCCGAGAGAGAACUGUCUGACUUCGACCUCAUCCAGGAGAUCAUUACAGAGGACCACACAGGCGUGUCCCUCCCCAGGCCACCGCCUCCGCCUGCUGAGCUCCGGGGCCAGAAUCACAGGAUGCACCAGCUUUGCUCCUCCACCUCCUCCUGCUCAUCACCAUCUCAGCCUGUGCUGGUGGCGAGAGGCACCGCGUGUCAGUCAAGCUGCACCUUCAACCCGCCUCUGCAGCAGCUCUGCUCCCCCCGGGAAAUGGCUCAACACCCGCUCAUCCAUCCUCAAGCCGGCUCCUCCCGCUGUGGUCGAGGCCCCCCGUGCCCGCUGGCCGCCAAGCCCCCCAGUACCACCUCCUUCUCCUCUAAGGGCCGGUCCGGGGUAGAGAUGCUGGACCGUAAUCUGGAGAAGCCCAAGCUGGCGGUGGUGGAGCAGCCCAAAGAGCGAGGCAUGAGGUUUCGCUAUGAGUGCGAGGGCCGCUCGGCCGGCAGCAUCCUGGGCGAGUCAGGGAGCGAAAGCAACAAGACUCAGCCUGCUGUUGAGAUUCACGGUUCCAUCGAGCGCUUGAAGAAGGUCACCGUCACCGUUUCCCUUGUGACCAAAGACCCCCCACACCGGCCGCACCCCCACUGCCUGGUGGGAAAAGACUGCCCGAACGGAUCGGGUAUCUGCGUGGUGACGCUGAACCCUCACAGCAACCGACGCCACAGCUUUGCCAACCUGGGCAUCCAGUGUGUUCGGAGGAAAGAACUUGACGUUUCACUGCAGAAGAGAAGGAGCCAGAAUAUUGACCCCUUUCAAACUGGUCACUCGAAGGGCAUCGAGGACAUGGACAUGAACGCCGUGCGUCUGUGUUUCCAGUGUGAGCUCGAGUGGGACGACGGCACGACGGACAGUCUCAGUCCUGUGGUGUCCAACCCUAUCUAUGACAAGAAGGCGACCACGACAUCCCAGUUAAAAAUCAGCCAGCUGAACCAGUACACAGGAGCCUGCACUGGCAAGACGGAGAUCUACAUGUUGUGUGACAAAGUGCAGAAAGAUGACAUCGAGAUCAUCUUCCGGCACGGCUCGUGGAAGGCAAACGGCGAGUUCGCCCAGACGGACGUCCACCGGCAGAUCGCCAUCGUGUUCAAAACCCCACCGUACCAGGACCAGGACAUCGCAGAAGAAGUGGACGUCAGUGUCACCCUGCGCCGGCUCUCCGACCAGAUGGAGAGCGAGCCGGUCACCUUUACGUACCUGCCGUAUAAUCCAGAUCCGUAUGAGGUGAAGCGGAAACGAAAGAUGAAGUCAGACAUGAACUUCCAAGAGAAAGCCAACGUGACAGCCGAGCGUGCGACAUCACCGGAACAGUCCUUCCGCUUCCGUCACGCCAUGAUGUCGCCGUGCUCGGCCCAGCCGGGGCCCGCCCCUUUGGGGGAGAUGUGCUAUGCCGAGCCGCUGGAGGCAAACAUGGACAGUGAGGAUAUGGCCCUCAUCAGCCAGCUGCUGGAGCUGCCCGGCGUGAUGGACAUGUUCUCGGACCCCGCCGUCGUCUCGGCCAUGCCCGACGCCGGCCAGGCGCCCUUCGCCAACACGGACGCCAACCCCGACCAGAACUUCGGUCUGUACACGCAGGACUUCUCCCACUACGCCGACUUGCAGUUCAACAUGCUGGUCAACGAGAACCGGAACAUGCAGACUGAGCCGAAGGCCAGCCUGUCCAACGCGGUCCACGUGAAGAUCGAAGAUGACCUAUGAGGGCACGAAACCCCGGCAAAUAGUCUGGACCACAGUCAUCUGUUAAACACCAACGCCACACUUUCCAUUCCGUGUCAGGUAACAAUAAACAAUGAUGUCUUGAGGGACGAGUGACCCGACAUACGAGAUUUUCAAGAUAUGAGCCGUCAUCCGGUCGAUUUUGUGCUUUGACUUGUGAGCGCGCACUUGAGAUACUAGCGCGUAUGGUGGCAGUUAACUCAACUGAACUCACUUCUCAACAAGCAGCAGUUCGGCAGAUAGAAAACAAUUCUUCUGUUUAUUGCCACUGCCAAACUAAGCAUCAAACAAUAAGAAUUACACAUAGUGCCUCUAAAACAAUAUUGCUCUCCCUUUGGAGAGUCAGCUUAGUUUAAUGCUAACAAUGCAGAACACCAUUGGCGUGGUAAUGGUCAGCAUCGACAGUCGCGGUUUUAGAAGCAAAUUCAAUUUGAACACAAAUGGUGGAGCAACACAUUUAGACAGAUAUAACAAUACUCAGAGCCAUAAUAUUCUUUAUCCUCCACUAUGAAAAAUGACCAAUAUUACAGCAUAUUACUGAUUCACUUACAGUAGUAGUAGUAGAAGUCUGUUCUUUGUUUGUGUCUGUAUUACAUUGCCUCCCGGUGUCCAAGGCGGCUACACCAGGAGGAACAGCACAAUGAGUUGGAUUGCAGCAUAAAAUCAUGAUGCACAAAUUGUUUAAUUCUUUGCAUUCUAUUUAAUUAUUACUGUAUCUUUUUAAAAAUUACAAUAUUAUAAAGCGCUAUUUUUCCUCAUUGAGAAACAAACAUAUUUUUGGGGUGGAGGCUGGCACGGGUUAAUGGCAUUUCUACAGUAUUCGUUUCAGUGGGAAAAGGUGACUUGAGAUAAGAGUGUGUGGCGUUACGAGUGUGCUCACAGAAUAAAUUAAACUCAUAUCUCAAGGCACCACUGUAUAACAUUAAGUAAAUGAAUUAGUAAUCGGUUAGUAAAGAGUUGUUUAUGCUAGGUCACGCAUACAUUUUAAAAUUAAAAGCCUCAUUCCAACAUUGAGCCAAAUCCAAAUUUUUGAAAAGGCAUCCCCCGCACCCCCCGCGCCUACAAUCUUUUCUAAUUAGUUUACGGAUGUUAAUGUUAAAUGUAUUAAGCGACAGAGCAAUGUUAGGGAUUAUGUCACAACACAGAAUGAACAAGCAGAAAAAAAAUUUUACUUAAUAUUUUCCUGGAGAAUGCAUUUGGGAUUAACCUUUGAAGUUAGUAAUAGUGAAAAAUGAAGUGAAACAGACAAUGAUUUUAGUCAAUUCUUUUCCAGAAUGAGAGUGCUUAAAGAGGUGGAUGCUAUUCGUGUGGCACAGAUUGAAGCAGGCAUCAGGUGCAGGUGGAGAUGGUCCUGACUCAAGUUGGAGGCCAAAACAAAAAAAGCAAAGAAAUGAGGCAAAUUUCAUUUUAAUCUUAAAUUUGUACAUCAACAUGUAGAAAAUGUUUUGAUUUUGCCUUAUUGUACUCUUCAGAGUCUUUCAGAUUUCUUAAUUUAUGUUCAAAUCAAAAAGAUUAUCUGCGGGGGCCCGAGGGAUCCCCCCCAAACCCCCCUUGUGAUGUUUUUUUUUUUGUCACCUUUUUCAUGCCUUUGGUGUUUGCAUGUCUGAUUGUUGUGUCCGUCACUCUUUUCGUUCUCAUCCACGUUGCUCGUGUCCCUUCUGGAAUUGGAUGCACUUUUCACAAAUGACCAGCCAGAGUAACCACAGCCUCUCGGCCAGGCGGCUUAAUGGCUCUCGCCCUUUUUUGCAUUCCAAAAUAAUGACACCAUACGUGGUGAGGGCAUGCCAAUAAGUUGGAGCAUUAAUAGUUGAGUUUUCCACACAAACGCUGGCUAGUGCGUCCUGACUAAGCCUUGUUGCAUGAACUGAUGAUGCCUGCUCGGAUGAGAGGCGAAACGUCUUCUAAGGCAAACGGAACAGUGCAGUUGCGAUCGAUUCAACUAUACCGGAUUGGAGUCAAAAGUCACUGGUACCGUCAGAUUGGUGAUUGUUAUGUAACAGCGCUGUGGCGUCGCUGACCUUAUUUAAGGUUUCAUUACCCCUAAAAACUACUCAGGAUAUGUUCUCCUAACAUUCUGCACCAUUAAUGCAUUAGUUUAGUUUUCAGCUUAAACUACUUUAUAAUGAAUCCAGCUAAUUGUUACAUUCACACUUUUUUUUUUUUUUAAGUAACAAUCUAGAACAUAAAGUAGUAAUCAAAUGAAGGGCACUUGUUUAAAGUCGUCUAAGAUUCCAAGCCUCAUUCCCAGACCCUGGUUCGUGUAGCUGACCUGCUUAUUGAUCUAAGAAAGAGUCUGUACCAUAGUCACACCAGAAACCAGGUACCCUUCACAUUUUCCAAUUUUUAUGAAGUAAUAAUAUAGAAAAGGACUUAUUUACAUGAAGCCAAACUAGCAUUUUCUCCAGAAUAAAGCGCUUUCCCCGGAUCCUGGUCUGAUCCAGGAAAUAGCCUGUACCGCAGUCACACCACAGUCAGCUUCAUUCACACUUUCCAUUUCGUAUCAGGUAACAAUUUACUGCAAAACAUGUUACAUUAAGUAGUAUUCAGUUAGUGAGGACUUUUUUUAUGCUCGGCCAUGCGUUCAGUUUUCCCUAAAUAAAAGCCUCGGUCCCAAAUCCCAUCACUGAAAAUGCAUUUUCCUCAGCAUUUUGCACCAUUUAAAGCAUUUAUUUCCUAUCUUAAGAUGCCUUCUACUGAAUCCAGGAACGAGACAACAAUCAGCUAAUUGUUACAUUCACAUUUCUCAUUUUGUAUGAAGUAACAAUAUAGAACAAUAUCAAAUAGUACUCAAAGGAAGGGGACUUGUUUUUGUAAUAAAGUCUAAUUCUGCGAUUUAGCCAAAUCUAAAUGAAAAGUCCUUCCACCCCCCCCCCCCCCCAAAAGUUGAUUCUAUAGCGUAUGAUGCAUUGAUUUAGUACAUAUAACUUAAACCGCCCGCUAAUUCAUCCUGAAGGCCUUGCUGGUCAUGGCUUUAAUGAAACGGAGUUGGUCAGCAUUGCCAAAUAUUUGUGUGUGUAUCAUGUAUAGUGCUCAUUUUAUUGAUGUUUGUUGAGUCCAUAAAUUUGUCAUAUGCCCAAUUUGUACUUCAGCCUGAAAGAUUCGCAACUGUGGUGUCAUCAUUAUUGAUUAAUGGGAGAUUUUGAAUUCCACUCUUGAAAUGAACUGUAGUGUUAGUGCACAAAAGCAAACGUGUCAAACAUUCCAAUGUAAACACCGUGACGAUGGGAACAAUAAAACUUGCCAAAAUAUGU